Messenger RNA from Candidula unifasciata, 1538 nucleotides. Lineage: Eukaryota; Metazoa; Mollusca; Gastropoda; Stylommatophora; Geomitridae. The record is from the annotation of a GenBank genome assembly.
AUGAUGAGAAGCAAAAAGAAAAAUCAUGUGAAAUUGGACAAAUUACUGACACAUCAAAUCGAGGACCAAAUGCAAGCUCUGGUGAAGGCGACAAGAAAACUGCAGAAACAGUUCACAGAUGUAACGAAAGUGAUGAUGAAGGGUCUUCUGUAGAUUAUCCUCAGGUAGCCUCAUCUGCCGAGAAAUCACAAGCUUCAGAGUCUGAGGCUCUGAGUGGGAAGUCUAGCAAUGAGGAUUCAGGUCUGGUCUCUGAAACAAGCCCUGAGGUUCUGAGUGGGGAGCCCACCACCAAGGAUUCAGGUCUAGUCUCUGAAACAAGCCCUGAGGUUCUGAGUGGGAAGCCCAGCAUCAAAGAUUCAGGUCUAACCUCUGAAACAAGCUCUGAUGUAGAGUUGAGUGUAGGGCAGACAAAUAAAGAGCAGCAUACGGUUUCAACAACUGCAAAUUCCAGUGAUGACGUGAAAGCUGAAAAUAUUGUACAGACAUCAUCUCAAAAUGUGAUUGCCUAUGACAGUACAUCUACCGCAGAGGACUCACUGAAACAAAAGAGUGAUUGCUCUGAAAACAUCUCUCUAGUGAAAAAUCAAUUAAAAUCUGAAAUCAGUGUGGAAGAUAAUGUCUUUGAUGAGGGAACAAAGACACAGUCCUCAGAAAUUGCACCCAACAAUACUGAACCAAAUAAUCUCAAGUCAGCGGGCAGAGAACCUGCUUCUGGUGCUCAGCAAAACAAGGUAGAAACAGAAGCACAUGAAGAAGAGAGACCAGUUCGAGAAAUGCUGGUCAGAAGAUCACGCACAGAGAGUACAGACAGCAACUCAGACAGACCAGUGGUGGAGCAUUUGACAUUCAGUGUUGCUAAAAACAUUGAAACCAUUAAAGAUGAGGAGACGAAGGCUAAUGAUAUGUGUGAGUGUUUGCUUUGCGAUCGUGCCUAUCCUGCCUACAACAAAGAAGACGUCCUGGCUCAUAUGGUGUUGAUGCAUAAGUUUGUCAUUGCAGAUGUCAAUUUCAUUGGCAUUUUUACAGAAUACAUGAGAUAUUGGAAGAAGAGGUUUGAAGAGAAACCCUACUCUGAAUUCUGCUCUAAAAUCGUGACAAAUGCUAGCGUGAAAGACGAUGCCUCAAAAGAAGAGUUUUUCCUUCUGUGUGAUGCUCUGCCAGAAGACAAAGCUCUCAGAGAAGAUCUCCAGAGGAAAAAGCUGGAAUCGGUUUUGGCACAGCAGCAGAAAGAGCGUGAGGAGACCAAGUUUUGCCGUCAAUGCCUGUUCUGUACUCAGACCUUUUGUGGCAACAGAGCCGUACUUCUUGACCAUUUGGUCCGAGAUCAUAGCUUCCAUGUUGGCCAGCCAGACAACCUUGUUUUCACUGAUGAACUAUUUGAUCUAAUUCAGUCGAAGCUUGACAGUCUGCUGUGUCUGUUCUGUGAGAAAGCAUUCAAGGACAAGCCAAGCCUGAGAGAGCACAUGAGGAAGAAGCAGCAUCGCAAGAUCAACCCCAAGCACAAGGAAUAUGACAGAUUCUAUAUUGUCAACUACAUG